Messenger RNA from Suillus subaureus, 570 nucleotides. RefSeq lists its product as uncharacterized. The coding region runs from base 1 to 570 and encodes 189 amino acids. The transcript has 3 exons. The record is from RefSeq and is a predicted model, not a curated record. Lineage: Eukaryota; Fungi; Basidiomycota; Agaricomycetes; Boletales; Suillaceae.
AUGCCUAAAUGCAAGGCAGGCCACCUGAGUAAUCUUGGUGGAUAUGCUGAAAUAAACACUAAGAGGACCAAGGUCAGAAAAGCACAAAAAGAAGAGAAGGAAAACUUGAAUGUGCAGGCGAGUCUUGGCCAGCCUGUAGACCUAUUCCUUGAUGCUGCAAAGAUUAUGGCACAGCAAGAAUCACCUCUACCACCUUCUAUCCCAGCUCUUGACAAAAUCUUUACCACAGCUGAUUGUGACCAUGACUCUGAGUCAAACGAGCCAGAAGUUGCAGUGAAUGAUGCCAAAAACAUUUGCAGGCCAGAAUAUGACAGUUGUGAGGAUGAUUGUGAGGGUAGUCUUGAUGAGGAUGGUGAUAUCUUUGAAGCUGAGGCUCUAGAGAAUGGAAUCAAGAGUGAGCAAGGUGUCAGAGUGGGUGCAGCACCUGGAACAUGUCCAGAGGGCCCACAGAGCAGCACAGGACUUGCAUGGGAGCUUUGGAAAGCACCUGAAGUCAUAAAGACACUGGGAGAGGCUACAAGGACCCUGGUCUGGACAACUGGACUAAAGGAUGGCUUGAAUCAAUGGUGA